AUGACCAGCAGGUUUCCCAGAACACUCAUGAGCAUCACCAGAGACAGGAAGCAGAUCAGGGCCAACCGCUUGGGCAUACUUGUCCUCUUGGGGUCUGUGUCCUCUUGGGGUGUGUGUCCUCUUGGGGUCAGUGUCCUCUUGGGGUCAGUGUCCUCUUGGGGUCAGUAUCCUCUUGGCGUCUGUGUCCUACUGGGGUCUGUGUCCUCUUGGGGUCAGUGUCCUCUUGGGGUCUGUGUCCUCUUGGCGUCUGUGUCCUACUGGGGUCUGUGUCCUCUUGGGGUCAGUGUCCUCUUGGGGUCUGUGUCCUCCUGGGGUCUGUGUCCUCUUGGGGUCUGUGUCCUCUUGGGGUCAGUGUCCUCUUGGGGUCUGUGUCCUCUUGGGGUCAGUGUCCUCUUGGGGUCUGUGUCCUCCUGGGGUCUGUGUCCUCUUGGGGUCUGUGUCCUCUUGGGGUCAGUGUCCUCUUGGGGUCUGUGUCCUCCUGGGGUCUGUGUCCUCUUGGGGUCUGUGUCCUCCUGGGGUCUGUGUCCUCCUGGGGUCUGUGUCCUCUUGGGGUCAGUGUCCUCUUGGGGUCUGUGUCCUCUUGGGGUGUGUGUCCUCUUGGGGUCAGUGUCCUCUUGGGGUCAGUGUCCUCUUGGGGUCUGUGUCCUCUUGGGGUCAGUGUCCUCUUGGGGUCUGUGUCCUCCUGGGGUCUGUGUCCUCCUGGGGUCUGUGUCCUCUUGGGGUCUGUGUCCUCUUGGGGUCAGUGUCCUCUUGGGGUCUGUGUCCUCUUGGGGUCAGUGUCCUCUUGGGGUCUGUGUCCUCUUGGGGUGUGUGUCCUCUUGGGGUCUGUGUCCUCUUGGGGUCAGUGUCUUCCUGGGGUCUGUGUCCUCCUGGGGUCUGUGUCCUCUUGGGGUCAGUGUCCUCUUGGGGUCUGUGUCCUCUUGGGGUCAGUGUCCUCUUGGGGUCUGUGUCCUCUUGGGGUGUGUGUCCUCUUGGGGUCUGUGUCCUCUUGGGGUCAGUGUCUUCCUGGGGUCUGUGUCCUCCUGGGGUCUGUGUCCUCUUGGGGUCUGUGUCCUCCUGGGGUCAGUGUCCUCUUGGGGUCUGUGUCCUCUUGGGGUCAGUGUCCUCUUGGGGUCUGUGUCCUCCUGGGGUCUGUGUCCUCCUGGGGUCUGUGUCCUCUUGGGGUCAGUGUCCUCUUGGGGUCUGUGUCCUCUUGGGGUGUGUGUCCUCUUGGGGUCAGUGUCCUCUUGGGGUCAGUGUCCUCUUGGGGUCUGUGUCCUCCUGGGGUCUGUGUCCUCUUGGGGUCAGUGUCCUCUUGGGGUCUGUGUCCUCUUGGGGUGUGUGUCCUCUUGGGGUCAGUGUCCUCUUGGGGUCAGUGUCCUCUUGGGGUCUGUGUCCUCUUGGGGUCAGUGUCCUCUUGGGGUCUGUGUCCUCCUGGGGUCUGUGUCCUCCUGGGGUCUGUGUCCUCUUGGGGUCUGUGUCCUCUUGGGGUCAGUGUCCUCUUGGGGUCUGUGUCCUCUUGGGGUCAGUGUCCUCUUGGGGUCUGUGUCCUCUUGGGGUGUGUGUCCUCUUGGGGUCUGUGUCCUCUUGGGGUCAGUGUCUUCCUGGGGUCUGUGUCCUCCUGGGGUCUGUGUCCUCUUGGGGUCAGUGUCCUCUUGGGGUCUGUGUCCUCUUGGGGUCAGUGUCCUCUUGGGGUCUGUGUCCUCUUGGGGUGUGUGUCCUCUUGGGGUCUGUGUCCUCUUGGGGUCAGUGUCUUCCUGGGGUCUGUGUCCUCCUGGGGUCUGUGUCCUCCUGGGGUCUGUGUCCUCUUGGGGUCAGUGUCCUCUUGGGGUCUGUGUCCUCUUGGGGUGUGUGUCCUCUUGGGGUCAGUGUCCUCUUGGGGUCAGUGUCCUCUUGGGGUCUGUGUCCUCCUGGGGUCUGUGUCCUCUUGGGGUCUGUGUCCUCCUGGGGUCUGUGUCCUCUUGGGGUCAGUGUCCUCCUGGGGUCAGUGUCCUCUUGGGGUCUGUGUCCUCUUGGGGUCCGUGUCCUCUUGGGGUCUGUGUCCUCUUGGGGUCAGUGUCCUCUUGGGGUCUGUGUCCUCUUGGGGUCUGUGUCCUCUUGGGGUGUGUGUCCUCUUGGGGUCUGUGUCCUCUUGGGGUCUGUGUCCUCCUGGGGUCUGUGUCCUCCUGGGGUCUGUGUCCUCUUGGGGUCAGUGUCCUCUUGGGGUCUGUGUCCUCCUGGGGUCAGUGUCCUCUUGGGGUCUGUGUCCUCUUGGGGUCAGUGUCCUCUUGGGGUCUGUGUCCUCUUGGGGUCUGUGUCCUCUUGGGGUGUGUGUCCUCUUGGGGUCUGUGUCCUCUUGGGGUGUGUGUCCUCCUGGGGUCUGUGUCCUCUUGGGGUCUGUGUCCUCUUGGGGUCUGUGUCCUCUUGGGGUGUGUGUCCUCUUGGGGUCAGUGUCCUCUUGGGGUCUGUGUCCUCUUGGGGUCUGUGUCCUCCUGGGGUCUGUGUCCUCUUGGGGUCUGUGUCCUCCUGGGGUCUGUGUCCUCUUGGGGUCUGUGUCCUCCUGGGGUCUGUGUCCUCUUGGGGUCUGUCUCCUCCUGGGGUCUGUGGUCUCUUGGAGUCUGUGGUCUCUUGGGGUCUGUGGUCUCUUGGGGUCUGUGUCCUCUUGGGCGCUGUGUUUAUAAGGAUCAUGAACGACAGCGACAGAAGGAGGAGGAAGAGGAGGAAGAAGAGGAAGAGGAGGAGGAGCCAGACAUGAUCCAGGCUCUGAUGUGA
Messenger RNA from Knipowitschia caucasica, 2730 nucleotides. NCBI's taxonomy places the organism in Eukaryota, Metazoa, Chordata, Actinopteri, Gobiiformes, Gobiidae. The record is from the annotation of a GenBank genome assembly.